AGAAGUCCACAUAAUAUGCACACCUCCUAGAACUUGAACUGUUGAAGUGCCUGGCUCAGGCGGAGGAAAUAACCUUGUGCAGUAAACUAAUAAUGGAUGGCCGAAAAGGACUACCGGUAGUGCAGAGCAAGUCAGGUAACACUUCCUCCAAAGUCCUGUCUCCCUACCAAAGUCCCAGCAUUCGGUCGACGGGACCACCUAGGAAGUACCCAGGAGUAACGCCUGUCAAACGGUACCUUGGUCCGCCUCGGAGUAGCUUCAAAUCUCCUGUCUUGGCAACAAGCAGGACUUCCGCCAGUGGUGAUGCAGCAUCGGCCACUGUUAACGUGGAAGACAAAGUCAGGAAACUCAAGGCGGAGUGUGCCGAAGCCCGGGACGAAGUCGCUAAACUGGAACAGACGUAUAAUGUUGAGGAGCUCCAGGUCUAUAUUGAUCUACUUCAUGAGUACAACGAGGUCAAGGACACGACACAGAUGGUGCUGGGUAGGCUAGCUGAGAUACGGGGAACAACUGUCAGACAACUGCAUGACGCGUACGGCUUGAGACCGGGUGACUGAUUAGGUAUUAGCACACUCCGCCAGGAAGGCUGCAGAGUAUUCUCAUACCAUACGUUCGCACAACAGCAGGUGAUAUGGGUCGUACAUCCUUUCUCCUCCGAGCGUCUCUCGUCUUCUGCUCAUCACCAGCACAAGCUGAAGUAUCCACAACGGUGCCUGUCCGGGAGUACUGAUGUUGCACAGCCGCCGUGUGCUGCAUGCAGGUGCACUGUAAACCGAUGGCUCUUGUCCGACACGGUUCAUGGCAGCAGCAGAACAGCAGUUUGCUGCGGAGGACCCGCUGCACACAGCGCCGGGUGGUACCGCUCUGCCAUCCAACUGUGUGAUGCCGUACACAUGUAUUAGUGAGCUCACAGCCAAUGACAACAACUAUGUACAGCACACGUCUCUACCAUUCAACGUGGCGCUACUCUCCACCCUGGUUCCCAAACAGAAGAAGGGAGACCACAGUCACAGUGCAGCAUUUCAGCUGGCACUGAGGAGCGUCACUACACAGCGCGGUGAUUGCGACACAUUCAUAGUAACAUGAUGCACUCCAUGGCUCAUUCUACUACGUGUUGGUUAACAGUAACACCAAACAUCCUGUCAAAAUGUAUAUAUAGUUCAUGAACAGUUUUGCUCACACGAAGAACAUCCUCAAUACGAUAUCCUAUUCACAAUAAAAUAUUUGUUGCAGAAAUUUUAGGAAAAAAGACUUCUACACGUGUUUGCAUCUAUAAAAACAUACAUCUUCUCAACACCACCCUUGAAAGUAUUAUUGUGUGGAUGUCUCACUGUAUUCUACUAUUGAGUUCAAUGGGCUGAUUUAUUUUGCAGACUGCAUGAAUAGAGACAUAAUCAUUGUUCCAUCCAUUAUUUUGCUGUAUCCAUUGCUGAAAAAUAGCUGGUAAAGUUGGAGAUUGUUAAUACGAAAAGUAUGUUCUGAUUUUGAUAGCAAAUUUCUUUUCGUAUAAAGAAGUGAAGGGAAUGAGAGAACAUCA
Molecule: messenger RNA, 1537 nt
Organism: Sycon ciliatum
Lineage: Eukaryota; Metazoa; Porifera; Calcarea; Leucosolenida; Sycettidae
Product: DNA repair protein SWI5 homolog
Exons: 5
Coding region: 93-557 (154 amino acids)
Biological process (GO): double-strand break repair via homologous recombination
Cellular component (GO): Swi5-Swi2 complex; Swi5-Sfr1 complex
Source: RefSeq, a predicted model, not a curated record